This is a messenger RNA of Tachysurus vachellii, 1705 nucleotides long. RefSeq names its product CDK5 regulatory subunit associated protein 3 (gene cdk5rap3). The record is from RefSeq and is a predicted model, not a curated record. Gene Ontology annotation, biological process: regulation of cyclin-dependent protein serine/threonine kinase activity; regulation of mitotic cell cycle. The transcript has 14 exons. NCBI's taxonomy places the organism in Eukaryota, Metazoa, Chordata, Actinopteri, Siluriformes, Bagridae. Gene Ontology annotation, cellular component: endomembrane system. The coding region runs from base 145 to 1656 and encodes 503 amino acids.
UUGAUUGGUUGGAUGUGUAUGUACGUGUCAAUGGCAAUGUAAACGACAACUAUGAUAAAUAUCCUUUAAAAAGAGCUUUUUUUGAUAUGUAAGGAAUCUUACAGUAAUUCUACAUUUAAGAAACAGCAGGAAAUUGAGGAUAAUAUGGAGAAUAUUCAAAAUCUCCCUAUUGACAUUCAAACCAGCAAACUUCUCGAUUGGCUGGUGGACAGGAGACACUGCCCUCUGAAAUGGCAGAAUGCAGUGAUGGCCAUCAGGGAGAAGAUCAACGCUGCUCUCCAGGACAUGCCGGAAAAUGAGGAGAUCAAGCAGCUUCUCAGGGGCUCCUAUAUACACUAUUUCCAUUGCCUAAGGAUAGUAGAGAUACUAAAGGGAACAGAAGCCUCCUCCAAAAAUAUAUUCGGCAGAUAUUCAUCACAAAGGAUGAAGGACUGGCAAGAAAUAGUCUCUUCAUAUGAAAAAGAUAAUGUAUAUCUAGCUGAGCUGGCCAGUCUGUUGAGUCGCAGUGUAAGCUACGAGGGCCCUGCUUUGAGGAAACAGGUAGCUAAAGCACAGCAGCUGCAGCAGGAGCUAAGCAGAAAGGAGUUGGAGUGCCAGAGUGGAUCUGCAGACCUGAGGGAGCGCUACUACGCAGCAUGCAAGCAGUACGGCAUUAGGGGGGAGAAUGUGGCGAGGGAGUUACAGGGUCUUGUUAAGGAUUUACCUACUGUACUGGAGGACAUAGGCAGAAAGGUUGCCUGCCUGGAUGAAACGAUCAAGCUCUACGCGGCUUUCACUAAGUUUGUCUGUGACUGGUCUGAGCCUGUUCUACCUAUGCUGUCUUUUGUUAAUCAAAAAGGAAACACAACAGUGUAUGAAUGGAAGACAGGAAAAGUCCCAGCGGUUAUAGAGAGACAUUUAGUAGAGGAAGCACCACCUGACACUGUCACAGAGGAAACAAUUGACUGGGGCAACUUAGGCAGUGAUGCUGAGGAGGUGAAUAUUGGGUCCACAGUUGAGGAAGAGGUAGACUGGGGCAUCUCACUUGAGUCUGGCAAAGAGAACACAGGUGAUGGUGGCAUUGACUGGGGUGAAACUGAAACUGCUGCAGUGGAAAUCGAAGUUGUUGCUGCAGGCACUGACUGUCCUGAAGGUGUUGCGAGAGGCGAGGAUGCGUUCUCUAUGCUCGAGAACACACAGACACGAAGUCAGUUUAUCGAUGAAUUGAUGGAGUUGGAAGUGUUCUUGUGUCAGAGACUGAGUGAGAUGAGUGAGGAAGGCGAUAUGGUGGCUAUGAGCCAGUUCCAGCUGGCUCCUGCUAUCAUCCAGGGACAGAGACGUGAGCACGUACAGGCCAUGCUGGCAGAUGUGCGCCACCUCCUGGAAGGACUGACAUCACUGCGCAUGAAGCAUCUGUUCAUGAUCCAGGCAUCGCCACGCUAUGUGGGGCGAGUGUCUGACAUUCUGAGGCAGAAACUAAAGCAGGCUGAUAUCUUGCUGCUGAAACAAGCCUCCCUGGCUGAGCGGAGACAAGAAGCUCUCGAGGAACAAGCCAAGCUGGAACCUCGCAUCGACCUGCUGGCUGCCCACAUCAAGGAACUACAGAAACUGAUUGAAGCUGACAUCUCAAAACGGUACAAUAAGCGACCAGUCAACCUAAUGGGAGUUCAUGUGUAAACUGCAUAGUCCACAAACCAUUUCAUAAAUAAAUCUUUUAUUUCAUUUA